Magnolia sinica is the source of this 2802-nucleotide messenger RNA. RefSeq names its product disease resistance protein At4g27190-like. NCBI's taxonomy places the organism in Eukaryota, Viridiplantae, Streptophyta, Magnoliopsida, Magnoliales, Magnoliaceae. Bases 313 to 2802 code for a protein of 829 amino acids. The transcript has 3 exons. Gene Ontology annotation, molecular function: ADP binding; protein binding. The record is from RefSeq and is a predicted model, not a curated record.
UUUUUUUCAUAUUAUCUUCCGAAAUCAAUUACGUACAAAUUUCCUAAAUCAAUUCCCUACGAACAACGCACUUCGAUUCAAAUGACCCACUAAAUGCAGCUUCCGAUCAGCGCAAACUCUUCUACAGUUGGAGUCUGCUCUUAAAUUGGGAUGAGAAGUAAGGAGCUUCCUUUGAAUUGGUGCUACACAGCUCACGUCUUCUAUUUUCACUGGGACAAGCAAUUGCUAAGAAAAGAUAAGGUUUUUCUUUUCUGGUGUUGAGCAAUUAUUUCUGCCUCACAUAUUAUCCCUUUCAUCCAUCCAAAAGAUACAAUGGCUGCAAUCGUGGCAAUCUUGGGGAUCGUGGUUACACCGGUUACAGAAGCCGGAAAAGCUUUAGUGGUUACUAUAAAGCGUCAGGCCAGUUAUCUCCUUUGCUAUAGAAGUAAUGUCGAUGAUCUUAACAAUGAAGUCGAAAACUUGUUAAGGACAAGAAAUGAUGUACAGAGAAAGGUGGAUGCAGAUCGUCGGAAUGGGCAAGUGAUCACAAACGAUGUUCAGAAAUGGUUGAAAAAGGUAGAAAAUGUCAAAGAAGAUGCAAACAGAUUCAAUGAUCAAGUUAAAGAGAGCAUCAGCUGUUUCAACUUGCGCUCACGUUACUGUCUCGGUAAAGAAGCAAAAAAGAAGAUGGAUGAUGUUUGUAGGCUCCAAACAGAGGUGAAAUCCAUUAAUGCAUCAUACCCUCCACCGCCUCCAACCAUCGAAUCCUUGCCUGCUAGGGGCUUUAUGCCUCUUGAAUCCACAGAAUUUUCUAUGAAUCGAGUCAUGGAUGCACUAAAGGAUGGCAGCAUCAACAUGAUUGGGGUGUAUGGCAUGGGGGGUGUAGGCAAGACGACCUUGAUGAAACAAGUGGCCAAGAAGGUGAAAAGUGAAGAACUUUUUCAUGAGGUUAUCAUGGUGACGCUAACCCAGAAACUUGAAUUGAAGACCAUUCAAGGUGAGAUUGCAGAAAAAUUGGGCCUGAAACUCGAUGUGGAGAGUCAAGAUGUAAGAGCAAUGAAGCUGUCAGAGAGAUUGACGCAUGAGCUGAAGAGCAAGAAAAUCCUUUUGAUCUUUGAUAAUCUAUGGGAAAGGUUGGAGCUAGACGACGUAGGAAUCCCUUUAGAAUGGAAUGAUAAAGGUUGUAAGAUUGCAUUUACUACACGAAGCGUGGAAAUAUGCAAUGACAUGGACAGCCAAGAAAAGGUCCCUGUCAAUGUGUUAUCGAAAGCAGAUGCAUGGAAUCUAUUCAAGGAAAAGGCAGGUGAUGCUAUCGACUCCUUUGAAUUGAAUGUUGUGGCAAAAGAAGUUGUCAAGGAAUGUGGGGGCUUGCCUCUAGCGAUUAUCACACUUGGAAUGGCAUUACAAGAUAAGGAUAAAAAAGUGUGGGAUGAUGCACUACUACAAUUACAAAGGUCUAAUCCUACAAACAUCGAGGGUAUGGAUCAGAAGGUGUUCUCUUCUUUGGAGAUGAGUUACAAUUACUUAGAAAGUAAGGAGGCCCAGGUAUGCUUCUUGUUUUGCUGUUUAUUUCCAGAAGGUUAUUCUGUUUCUGAAAAUGAGAUGAUGAAAUAUGGAAUUGGGGAAGGUCUCUUCAAGGAUGUUAAUACAUUGGAGGAAGUAUCAUGUAGAGUUCAUAUGUUGUUCGACAAACUUAAGGCUUCAUGCUUGUUGCUAGAAGGAGAUAGAUCAAACUCUGUAAAAAUGCAUGAUGUUGUUCGAGACGUCGCCGUAUCAAUAGCAUCAAGAGCUGAGCAUGGGUUUUUGGUAAAAGCCAAAGUAGGUUUGAAAGAGUGGCCAGAGAUUAAAAAUGUGCAGAAAUGUAAGAGGAUUUCUUUAGCAGACAAUGAAAUUUGUAGACUUCCUAAUCAAAUUGAGUGUCCUCGGCUCCUGACCUUGCUUUUGGAUAGUAAUCAUUUUUUGAAAGAGAUUCCCAAUGGUUUCUUUCAAGGGAUGAAUUCCCUUAAAGUUUUGGAUCUAUGUGACAUGGAUAUCUCAAUGUUGCCCCCAUCACUAGAGUGCCUAAAAAACCUUCGGAUGCUAUGGUUGGAUAGAUGUCCUCGGUUAAAAGAUGUAACUCUAAUUGGUAGAUUGAAGAAGCUGGAAAUACUUUGCUUACAAAAAACUGGCAUCUGUGAACUGAAAGAAAAAAUGGGUGAGUUAGAAAAUCUAAAGCUCUUGGAUUUGAUGGAAACGAAUUCUCUUGAAAUGAUAGCACCAAAUGUCAUAUCAAGGAUGACUCGCUUAGAGGAACUGCGAAUGGGAAAUAGCUUUGGCAAGUGGGAAGUUAUGGGAAAUGGAGAUGCAAGACAAGCAAGCUUAGCUGAGAUGGCAUCCUUGUCUCGGCUAACCGUUUUAUACAUCCAUGUGGAAAAUGUCGAAUGCUUGGCUCAGGACAUCCCUGGUCCAUGGAAAAACCUAAAGGAAUUCUGCAUAUGUGUGGGCAGAGAUUACACGGACGGCAAAGCAGAAAGGAGUAUAAAAAUUAAGAAUUCACCAUGUCCAAAUGCAAAGUGGGUUGAGGAGCUGUUUAACAGAACAUACGAGCUAGAAUUAAUGCAUUGUGAGGGACUCGACAAUCUCAUGCAGUCACAUGAACUUGGUUUCAAUAGCUUAGAGAUCCUUCACAUCGAAAAAUGUGGCGAAAUGGAACAUGUUAUAAGUUUAGAAGAAGAGCCUCUGCAAAAUGUAUUUGAGCAUUUGAAUAAGUUGUCACUAGAAGAGUUAAUGAAUCUAAAGACGAUCUACUGGGCCAACUUCCAGCCGGUUUCCUCCAAAACCUGA